This is a messenger RNA of Hyaloscypha bicolor E, 987 nucleotides long. RefSeq names its product arginase. Gene Ontology annotation, molecular function: arginase activity; manganese ion binding. The coding region runs from base 1 to 987 and encodes 328 amino acids. Lineage: Eukaryota; Fungi; Ascomycota; Leotiomycetes; Helotiales; Hyaloscyphaceae. Gene Ontology annotation, cellular component: nucleus; cytosol; cytoplasm. The transcript is spliced from 3 exons. The record is from RefSeq and is a predicted model, not a curated record.
AUGACGACUACAUCAAUGGUCCAACCGAAAUUUCUCUCGAAAGGUGACCAGCUCGCCGUCGUCGCCGUCGGCUUUUCUGGGGGACAAUGCAAACCUGGCGUUGACGCAGCACCGUCAGCUCUCAUCGCCAACGGCCUUCUCACCCAGCUCCGCGAGGACCUUGGCUACAAAUUGUACCACGAUGACACUGUACAUUCCUACAAAGACCUCCUCCCUGCCUCCGACCCCGACUACCGCGGGAUGAAAAACCCGCUCGCCGUAUCUGCAGUGACCAAAAAACUCUGCGAUCAAGUCUACGAACAUUCAAAGGAAGGGCGUCUCGUCCUAACACUUGGGGGUGAUCACUCCAUUGCCAUUGGCACCAUUGCUGGCACCGCGAAAGCUAUUAGGGAGAGACUGGACAGAGAAAUGGCGGUCAUCUGGGUCGAUGCGCACACGGAUAUCAAUACGCCAGAAACCAGCGAGAGCGGCAAUGUACACGGUAUGCCUGUUGCAUUCCUGAGCGGUCUUGCGAAAGAAGACAGAGAGGACGUCUUUGGCUGGCUGAAUAAGGACAAUCUCAUUAGCCUGAAGAAGUUGGUCUACAUUGGUCUUCGGGACGUCGAUCGAGGAGAGAAGUUAAUAUUGAGGGAGCACGGGAUCAAGGCUUUUAGCAUGCAUGAUAUUGACAGACACGGUAUCGGCAGGGUCAUGGAAAUGGCUCUUGGUCACAUCGGCAAUGAUACACCUAUUCAUCUCUCCUUCGACGUCGAUGCACUGGAUCCAAUGUGGGCUCCUAGCACUGGGACGCCGGUUCGAGGGGGCCUUACACUAAGGGAGGGCGACUUCAUUGCAGAGUGUGUUCAUGAGACUGGAUGCCUGGUUGCUAUGGACUUGGUGGAGGUCAAUCCAACGCUGGAGCCGGGCAUUGAUGAUAUUGGUGCGCAGCAAACAGUCAGAUCUGGUUGUUCCCUCGUGAGGUGUGCGCUGGGUGAGUCUUUGUUGUAG